UAAAAACGAAUCACGAAGUUCGGCUGUAAAAAAAAAUAUAUAGUUGAAUAGUUUUGUUGUUGUUUUUGUCGUCGAUUAGUGUUUUCAUUUUGUUUUGUGGUCGAUCUAAUCGCAAUCGCCACCAGCUCUUCGGAUUCUUGGCAGUCACAUUUGUCAGUUUCAUAUUGAUUCAAUGUUGAUAGCUAAAUAACAAAUUUUGUUAUAGACAAACAUUCACUUAUCUAUUUCCAUAACAUUUCAUUCCAAUGAAUUCUCAUCGCUAGUUUUUUCUAGCAAGAAAUUUUUUGUUUUUAAAUUAAUUAAAGUUAAGAAAAUAUCGACUGGAAAUAAAUUCUCCACGAUUCUUACUUCACAAUAUAGUAUUGUGCACCUUUUUUUCUCUAUCAUCGUAACACAUAACCAGAGAAAUGUGUGUUGUGAAAUUGUUGGCUUAUUGUGAUUUCAGUGUUACUCUGGUGAUUGUUCCAUAUCGUACAAGUGAAUAAAAAUUGUCGAUGGUGUUUUGAAGUGUGCUGUGAAUGAAAAAUUUGUGUGAAUGCAAAACACCAUCACAUCAAUUGUGUACCAUUCGUUUUGUUUUGGUACAUCGAAUGAAACCAUUUUAAUUUUGUACAUACUGACAGUUCGCAGCAGCUGAUAAUGUUUUUAAUUGGUGCAUCAAAACUGGAAUUGAAGCAAAAAUAGAAUAGAAGAAAAAGAAGAAACAAAUAUUUCGUUGAAUUUUUGUUGAAAGUUGGACAAAUUGUUAGACACGAUGCACAAGUCGAUGAUUGGAAAAAUAAACACAGAAAUUGAAGAGUGUGUCCGGAAUAAUGUAACGUGGCAACAUUUGCCAAUACAUUUAAAACAGUUUUUGAACAAUUCAUCGAAAGACUACGAGCGAUUGUUGUUCAAUUACAGUUUAAAAAAUCAGCUGCGAUACAAGGGAAAUCUAGUACGAAAUACAUUUCGAAAUGAACAACGAUACUAUGAGCUGCUGGUGGACAAAAGUGUUCAAUGUUUGUGCCUAUUUCCAUAUCAUUUAGCCGAUAUUAUCACCAAGGGUUUGCGUGUUACACCAUUCAAUUACUACAUUGAUGUGCUCAGUUAUUUACUCAAAAAUGACCGCAGCUACGACACAUUGCCAAAUUUUACAGCUGCCGAUUGCCUUCGAGUUCUUGGGAUCGGACGAAAUGAAUAUCUGGCACUUAUCAGCGAACUAAAAACAAAUUCGACGAAACUAUUUCGUAAGCCAAAUCCAAUGAAUUUCCUGCCAAAAUUUCCCAUUCGAAUAAACAUUGAACCUUGGUGGAAGGUGGAAAUCGGCUACGUACUCGAAAGCGAUGUCAAAUAUAUAAAUGCACAAGAAAUAAGUGUUUUAGAUGAUCUAAUUGAUUUUGGUUCAUUAACCGCUGGCAAAUUGGAUCAUGAUGUGAUCCAAAGUCUAUAUCGAAAAGGCUUAAUCUAUUUGGAUGUGCCGAUCAGCGGUGAAGAUCAAAUAUGCAUUCCGCCCUUAAAAAACUUUGUAAUGAAUCGCGUGAGCGGCGACUAUUUUGAAAAUUUACUCUAUCAAAUCUUUGUGAGUGCCGAUGAACAUAUGACCAUUUCUGAACUGGCACAAAUGCUACAAAUCAAUCUUGAUACGGUAAAACAAGCGGUCUCAUUAUUUUGUCGUUUGGGAUUUGCACGAAAGAAAACCAAUACCGAUGUACCGAAUCAACAUUCGACCUGGAAUGAACGAAAAUUCGACAAUAGCCGCGUUGAAGUGACACCCUUGAAUUUUCAUGCGUUGCUUGUAAAUGAAACAAACACCGGUCUAGUCAACAGUAAUGGAGAAGCGGUAGCUGGUAGUGAAACUAUUGGUACAACAUCUUCAUUGGAUUCAUCACCAAAGUUACCUUCAAACAAUGGCAAUCAAAUUCAGUUGAGCCCAUUGAAUGAUUCAACAUCGAGUCCGGCAUCCGCAAAACAGACAUCACAAUCGGAAGGAAUAAGCAAUUCAAACGAAUCGGAUGGUAACAUUAGCGAUUUUUCAAUUAUUAGUCAAGUGCAUGAUUCAAAUGGAAAAUCAAGCAAAAAACACACAUCCGACAGUCCAAACUCGAGCUGUGAACUCGAUGAACAAUCGGAAAAAGUGUCGCUUUUAGCAUCGCCAACCACACCAAACGCCGUUGUUCGACGUGGUGGAAAUGGUAAGCGCGUACUCUUCUUAUUCGAUGCCACGCUAACCGCAUUUUUAAUGAUGGGCAACCUUUCACCGGGGCUUAAAAAUCAUGCGGUCACCAUGUUUGAAGUGGGCAAAUUGUGCGACGAGAGUCUCGAUUCAUUUUUGGGUGAAUUGGAGAAAGUGUCACUACUAGAUGCCGAAGGCGAAGGAGAAGUUUCGCGUUAUUUUGCUCAUGCUGUGAUUUUACGUUCAACAAUUAUCGCUUUGCGAAAUGUUCUAGAGGCUGGAAUCGACUUAUUGCGACUUGAGUGUUUGGAGAGUCUGGACCACAAAACACGAGAUAGGCUAUUAGACAAAAAAUACAAAUUUAUAAUAUCGGCAGCGCCGCUGACCAGUAUGAUUACCAAUAUAUUUGAAAUUCCAUUUUUUGGUCAAUUUUUCAAAAGCUCUGAUAAUUCACAUAUUUGGUCGAAACUAUUCUAUUAUCACAUGUCUGGAUAUGGUCCGCCCAGUUUACUACUUACAAAAGGUACUGUUCUGAAGUCAUUGCCAAAAUUUUUCCUGGGCUAUGGAAAACUGCUAGUCACAAUUGUUCACACCGACUCCUAUAUAAUAAAUUCGGAAAAUUUCAAGAAUUUGAACGACCAACUGAAGAACGGAUGCGUUUUAGUUCAGGGUUAUGGAAUCCGAAAUCCGGCCACAGUACACUAUGAAGCAUUUCCAUUUGGUUACUCAGAUUCAACUAAACAAAAGUGGAUGAAUCAUAAAGGUGUUCAAAAGCUUGAAGAAAUUUUGAAUUUAAAAGAAACAUGUGGUUAUAUAACAUUCGUGAAUGUUGGUGUACGCGAUAUUGGAUGUGAACAUUUCGAUAUGAAUGUCCAUUUAAUCAAACCAAAAAAAUUGUCGGCAAAAGAAAGACGCCGAUCAUCACAAGUACCAACCACUUUACAGCCACCGAACAUUCCUAUAGUGAAGAAUAUUGCUGAACUCGCAUCGCCGAUGGAUGGAUCGGAAAUAACAAGCUUUAACAUUGCCAAAAACUUGCCGAAUUUAACAUUGAAAUCACCCAAUGAGAAUCAUUUUGCCAUAACACCACAAAACCUAUCGCCGGCAAAUGUAUACCGAAGCGAUGAUUGUAAUGAAAUACUUGCCAAGGAGCUUGAACAACUCAACGAAGUUGAUAGAGGCGAUCGUACUCCGGACAGUGAACGUGGCCAAUUAGUUUCACAGUCAUCCAUUGAAAUUGAAAUAUGCGACACCGACAAAAAAGAUGAACUCAAUUCAAUCGAAGAAGAACCAGAAUCAAUUGGAGAGGAAUGGACCAUUUUGGAUGUUCAUUUUGGUGUGCCGCUAUUUGAUAUCGAUUGUAAUACACGAAUAUGCGAGAAUUUGGUUAAACAUUUAUGUGAUGACCGAAUUUUGGAGAAAUUGCCAAGCAUCAAUGCGGAUAUGAACAAAAAAUUCCUGAAAUUUGUAUCGCAGUGUUUGCACUUUGAAAAUGAGGACAUGGAACAAGUUAAAUUUGGUAAACUAUUACCACCACCUCAGAAAAAUUUGUGCUUUGAAAAUGGCAAAAUCGCCUAUUGGAAUGGCAAAUGAAUGAAAACUAUAUAUGCCAUUUGCUAAAUGUGCUCAAAAUGUUUUUUUUUUACAUAGAUUGAUUCAAAUGUUUCUAAAGCAACGCAGUUAAAAGAAAUCUAAAAAAAUAUUAUGAUAGAAAAGAGCAUAAUUAUUUAUUUUUUCUUUGAUUUAUUUGCAAUACAUUCCAAACAGUCAUUUAAAAGGAAACCAAUAUCUUUAUUGCAUAUGAACUUUACUUUACCUACAAUUAUGUGAUCGAAUUUUUACAUUUGACAAAACGCACUUGUGAUGUCGGUCAAUAUGAAUGACCCCACAACUGGAUACAUCCCAUGUUAAUACUCUGUAAAAUAGAAGGGAUUAAAUAUUAAUCAUUUGGGAUUUUUCAUCAAAAUAAUCCAAAAGGAUUAUAUUUUAAUCCCAUCAAAAUUACAGUGUAGUCUUAGUUAUUUUGUUUCUUCAAAUAUUUUAUGAAUACCACCUAACAUUAAUGUACUAUCCUAUAUAUCUUUGAUGUUUCUGUGCAAUGAGCUGAGCAUUAUUUGUUCUCUUACAGGAAAAAUGAAACAAUAAAAGAAAAUGAAAGAAAUUAAAUUUUAAAUUAAAAUGGUGCAUACAAUGAAAUUAAAACUAAAUUGUACACAAGUGAAUUGAAUUCAAUAAAUGCAUUCACAGAAAUGUACUUAAUAUUAA
Messenger RNA from Contarinia nasturtii (swede midge), 4417 nucleotides. RefSeq names its product protein FAM91A1. The record is from RefSeq and is a predicted model, not a curated record. Lineage: Eukaryota; Metazoa; Arthropoda; Insecta; Diptera; Cecidomyiidae. The transcript is spliced from 14 exons. Bases 755 to 3745 code for a protein of 996 amino acids.